UUUAAAGCAGUACUGCGUCAGUUUAGUUAAUUUUAAUCUAAAUUUUAGUUCUUUUACUCAGUUCCGUGAAAACAACUGUUUGCCUGACUGGCAAAUGUAAUAGCUGGAAGAGAUGAAUGUGUGUCUACUGAGAUGCAUAUGGCACAGGCUGCGAAUACAGGAAGACGUCAGAAAGAGGCAAAAAACAUUCUGUGUCAGGAGGAAUCUCAACAAAAAAGGCCAUUCCAGCAUUUGACUAUCCUAGAAUCAAAAGACAAAGCGACAAAGUGUCUCCGUCAGCAACAGAGGCAGAUCCAGGGAGAGAUGAAGCAGCAGGUGAGGAGCAUUCAGCAGUCCCAGAAGCAGUUCCAAGGGAGCGUGCAGCAGCGUGCCGAAAUCAUCCAAGAGCAGCAGGAGCAGCUGCGAGAGGAGAUGCAUCAAUGGGCAGACAGCAUUCAGCACCAGCACAAGCAGCUCCUAGAAGUAGCACAGCAACAGGAGCAACUCAGAGAAGAGUUACAUCAGCGGGCAAAAAGCAUCCAAGAACAACAGGAGCAGUUGUUGGAACAAAUGAGGUACCGGGAUGAAAACUUACAGAAGCAACAAAAGCAACUUGAAGUAGAGCUGCACGGGCGAGCCCUUAGCAUCCAAAAACAGCAACAGCAAAUCCACCAAGAACUGCAGCAGCGGGCAGACAGCAUCCAACAGCACCAGAUGCAGCUACAGGAAGAAAUGUGGCAGCGGGCAAAAAAUAUUCAGCAGCAGCAGGAGCAACUUCAGGAAGAAAUGCAUCAACGAGUGGAAUGUAUCCACCAGCAGCAGGAGCAGCUGCAGAGCGACGUGCAGCAUCAGGAGCAGCUCAAACUAGAAAUGCAGCAGUGGGCAGAGAGCAUUCAGCAGCAGCAGCAGCAACUGUGGCUAGAGAUGGAGCAGCGGGCUAAAAGCAUUCAGCAGCAACAGAAGCAGCUUCAAGGCGAUAUGCAGAAGUGGGCAGAAACCAUUCAGCACCAGCAAAAGCAGCUGUGGGGAGAAAUGCAGCAACAGGUGGAAAACAUCCAACAGCAGCAGGAGCAACUGCAGGCAGAGAUGCAUCAUCAGACUAAGAGAAUCAAAAAUCCACUCGGAUGGGAGAUGCAUCCGGAAUUGAAGAAUAUCCGUCUGUCAGUACGCAAUAUCAAGGAAGUUUUUCAGCAUGAACUGCGAGAUAUAGAGGAUCAAGUCCGAAACAGAGAUAGACAUUUCAAGAAAGAGGUUGACGCAACCAGACAGCACCUUAGUGCCGAACUGGAUAGAAAGCUGGAGGAAAUGCUAAAGGAAAACUAG
Messenger RNA from Erpetoichthys calabaricus (reedfish), 1302 nucleotides. RefSeq lists its product as uncharacterized. The transcript has a single exon. The record is from RefSeq and is a predicted model, not a curated record. NCBI's taxonomy places the organism in Eukaryota, Metazoa, Chordata, Cladistia, Polypteriformes, Polypteridae. Bases 133 to 1302 code for a protein of 389 amino acids.